UGACAGAAAAAAAUGAUAUUAAGUUUUUUAAACUUCACUCCGUAGAAUGAUAUUUAUAAUAAUUUACAAAUUACAAAUACAAUAAUAUUAUUUUUAAUUUUCCAAACUUCUUACCAUGUUGGGGUACAACGUAUUAGAAGUUGACCAUAUGCCAGACCCGCUUAAAAAUCAGCCUCGCUGGAAAGUCUGUCUAACUGUUACCCUGGUCCUUGUGGCCAUCACUGGCACCGCUGUAACAAUCGGAGCGCUCACUGGCUACACGUACUGCUACAUUGAACAUCACACGAUGGGAGGGCAACAGAACCGUACAAAUAACUUCACAUAUGUGCGGCUGACUCCAGUUUACGAAAGUGAAAAGGCGAAGAGAAAUAGAUCCAUAAACGGAGCUAUAUCAACCCUCUUAAUCACUAAGCUCUUUGAUUCUGGUUGGUCGCAGACCCACGAUGAACCUUCAAAUGACCCUUCAAAUGACGACUCCUCAAGCGAAGAAGAAGGUUGGAUACACAUCUUACUUUGAAUUGUAUUGUCAAUUAUGUCUUCUACUGAGGGUUUUCGUUUUGUGCCCACUAGAUGGCUCUAUUAACAAUUGAAUUCAUUUUCACUGUAAAACAGUUUAAUUAAAGGAAAUGAGAUUCAAUAAAAUAACUUUCAUAUCUACAUCUUUUCUCUCGUACGCCUAUACAAAAACCCUCAUUUGGACAAAGUAAUUGACGUGGUUUUAUCAUCUAGAUGUAUCUGCUGGUAAUGUACUAGUAAAAUUGUAUGUUAUUA
Spodoptera frugiperda (fall armyworm) is the source of this 771-nucleotide messenger RNA. RefSeq lists its product as uncharacterized. NCBI's taxonomy places the organism in Eukaryota, Metazoa, Arthropoda, Insecta, Lepidoptera, Noctuidae. The record is from RefSeq and is a predicted model, not a curated record. Bases 116 to 517 code for a protein of 133 amino acids. The transcript has 3 exons.